This is a messenger RNA of Oncorhynchus mykiss (rainbow trout), 309 nucleotides long. The record is from RefSeq and is a predicted model, not a curated record. NCBI's taxonomy places the organism in Eukaryota, Metazoa, Chordata, Actinopteri, Salmoniformes, Salmonidae.
AUGUUGGAAACCCCACAGCUCCUCAUUGACUCAGCUGCUAGCAGCGCCGGCUCAUCGGUCACUCCACCUUCUCGGGAGCCCCACUUACCUCCUUUGGAAAGCUUCAAUGGGGAGCCGAGCACCUGUCUAGUGUUCCUAGCUCAGUGUGCCCUCAUCUUCGAGCUUCAGCCCUCCUACUUCCCCUCGGAUCGCUCCAAGAUAGCCUACCUCAUCACGCUGAUUUCCGGGAGGGCUCUCACCUGGGCUACCGCCGUGUGGGAACAACAGCGGCCAUAUGCGGUAGUCUGGAGAGGUUCGUGGGAGAAGUGA